This is a messenger RNA of Ascochyta rabiei, 1023 nucleotides long. RefSeq lists its product as uncharacterized. Gene Ontology annotation, cellular component: mitochondrial inner membrane. Gene Ontology annotation, molecular function: S-adenosyl-L-methionine transmembrane transporter activity. The coding region runs from base 1 to 1023 and encodes 340 amino acids. The record is from RefSeq and is a predicted model, not a curated record. Lineage: Eukaryota; Fungi; Ascomycota; Dothideomycetes; Pleosporales; Didymellaceae. The transcript is spliced from 3 exons.
AUGUCUGGUAACACCAAUAGCGAUAUUCUCAUUGCUGGCGCAGUUGCAGCGUUCACUGUAGACUUACUUGUAUACCCACUCGACACACUCAAGACGCGGUUCCAAUCUUCAGACUAUGCACGAUUGUACACAAACUCGGCGACGGGGAAGCCGAGUCCCGCGUUGUUUCGCGGCAUGUAUCAGGGAAUCGGCAGUGUGAUUAUCGCAACAUUACCUUCCUCGGGAGCAUUCUUCACCACCUACGAACGCACAAAAUCACUCUUCACUGACCUCAACUCGACAUCCUCAUAUCCCAAUGGCUUCCUUCCCACACCCGUCAUCCACGCUGCCGCCUCGUCCCUGGCCGAACUCGUAUCCUGCGCCAUCCUCACCCCAGCAGAAGUCAUCAAGCAAAACGCACAAAUGGUAUCGUCUGACCGCUCCUCCUCCAACGCCACGAUCCAAACGCUUCAAAAGUUUCGCUCGAACCCUCUAGCCCUGUGGCGCGGCUACGCUUCGUUAGCAGGCCGCAAUCUGCCCUUCACCGCGAUGCAGUUCCCCAUGUUCGAGCGGCUGAAGCAGGGCAUCCGCGAGUACCGAGACGAGAAAGGGUUAACACGGGGUACGAUAGUCGAGAGCGGCAUGAUCACGGCGUUUAGCGCAGGGAGCGCGGGCGCGGUUGCAGCCGUAAUCACGACACCCGUCGAUGUGCUCAAGACGCGCAUCAUGCUGAGCGCCGCCUCGGGCGAGCAUGGCUCCGACUCCGCACGGAAGAACGGCACAUCCAACGGCGGUGCGAAGACCGGGCUUGUCGAUGCCCUGGGCGAGUCGGUCAAGAACUCCCGUCAGAAUCAAAAGAGCACGUGGCAGAUCACGCAGGAGAUUGUCCAAGAGCAGGGCUACAAGGGCCUGUGGCGCGGCGGGGCGCUGCGGGCCGUGUGGACGUUUGUCGGCGCGGGACUGUAUCUCGGCGCGUACGAGAGCGGAAGAGUGUAUUUGGCGGCGCGGAGAGGGGAGAAUGUAGACGAGGCUGAUCUGCUGUAG